Messenger RNA from Camelina sativa (false flax), 643 nucleotides. The record is from RefSeq and is a predicted model, not a curated record. NCBI's taxonomy places the organism in Eukaryota, Viridiplantae, Streptophyta, Magnoliopsida, Brassicales, Brassicaceae.
UGGGUCUUACCAAGUAGCUGGCCUAACUCUUGCUGUCAAUUUCUCAAAAUCCCUUAAUUAAUUCAUUGCUUAUUUUUGGUCUAUUCUUAAGGUUUAUUCAUGGCACUUCAACCCAAAAUCAUUGCUUGUGGGAACUCCGUCGCCACGUUUGCCAUGGCAGUCAGAUUCAUAACCGGUCCGGCCAUCAUGGCUAUUGCUGGGAUUGCCAUUGGGUUACAUGGCGACCUUCUCCGUAUAGCCAUCGUUCAGGCUGCGUUGCCUCAAGGAAUAGUUCCGUUUGUGUUUGCAAAAGAGUACAAUGUGCAUCCCACGAUUCUUAGCACUGCGGUAAUAUUUGGAAUGUUAAUAGCCUUACCCAUAACUCUGGUCUACUAUAUCCUUCUUGGCCUCUGAAUUGGUCCCUUCAGUUUCAACUGGCUUUUGAGAGCGCCUCGGAGAUUGGGUUCUUUAUUCCUCGGUAACCAGGAAAUAAACAAGUCCUUUAUUUUCGUGGGAAAGAGUGGAAGGUGAAGAAGAAGAUAUGUCUUUGGUUUUUGGUUCCAAUAUUUGUGGAACACAACAAAAGUACUUAGGAUUUAGUGAACAAGAUUUGAAUGGAUUAAGGAUCUUGUCUCCGUUAGACGCCAAAACAUAAACAAAAAAC